Gigantopelta aegis is the source of this 5223-nucleotide messenger RNA. Its product is annotated as anoctamin-7-like. Bases 168 to 2789 code for a protein of 873 amino acids. NCBI's taxonomy places the organism in Eukaryota, Metazoa, Mollusca, Gastropoda, Neomphalida, Peltospiridae. Gene Ontology annotation, cellular component: plasma membrane. The record is from RefSeq and is a predicted model, not a curated record. The transcript has 22 exons. Gene Ontology annotation, molecular function: protein dimerization activity; chloride channel activity. Gene Ontology annotation, biological process: chloride transmembrane transport.
AUUUUGUAUAGGAAUGUUACAACCUGUUUACUAGUGUUAAAAUGUCGUGGCGAUGAUUAGCUUUUUCGAUGGAGAUAUGUGCAUUUAACUGGACCAUAGAGUGUGUCAUUUAUAUCAACAUUUCAGCCAAUUGGACCAUACUGCGGCUAUGUGUGUGAUGAGCCGAGAUGGAGAAUAGAAAGAUUAACGGCACUACUAUGCCUCUGGAGGAUUACGGAUCCACGUCCAAACGAAAAGAUGAGGACAAGGUGAAAAUCGUGGACGAAGAUCAGCUGGGAUUCACAGAGGACGAUGGAUUGACCAUGAAAAAUUUGUCCGAAAAGGAGUGCUAUUUCAAAGAUGGCGUCAGAAAAAUAGACUAUAUUCUGGUGUACGAGGAUCUAUUGGACAAGAAGGUCGGAGUUAAGCCCCCUGAUGAGAAACAUGCCCAGCAUCGUAAGAAGUUCCUGCAGAGCCUCAUUAAAACUGGCCUGGAAUUAGAGGAGGAGUCAUUGCAGAGUGAGAAGAAGUUGAUAAACUUUGUGAAAAUCCACGCCCCAUGGGAGGUUUGUUGCCUGUACGCUGAGGAACUGAGUCUACGAGCUCCACUACAGGCUCACCCGAACCCGAGCGACAACUGGUCGGAGAAGCUGUUCCGCACCCUGCACAUCCCCAACUUGAUGAGUCAGAAUGUCCCCAACAAACCACUCGACUACUACACCUGUGACUUCAAAAUAUCAAAGCUACACAGGUUUUUGGGCAGUGACGAUCCUGACAAUUUCUUCACAUGUACGCAGAGAAACCAGAUCGUGUUCGAGAUUCUCUCUACGGCUGUGUAUGGGAAGAAGAAGAAAGCUGAGAUAGGAAUCGAGAGACUUCUUGAGGAGAAAACGUAUACCGCAGCAUUCCCCCUCCAUGUCGGUUCUCACGAGUUACCUAAGCACCCAGUGGCUCCGGAACACCUGAAUAUGCGUCAGAUUCUGUACAAGUACUGGGCGCGGUGGGGUGUGUGGUACAAGUACCAGCCCCUCGACCACAUCCGAGAAUACUUCGGAGAGAAGAUCGCCAUCUACUUCGCCUGGUUAGGUUUUUACACUGCCUGGCUUCUGCCUGCCUCUGUGAUCGGGACCCUGGUGUUUAUGUAUGGAAUCUUUUCCAUGAGCUCCAACAUUCCAGCCAUUGAGGUGUGCCUGAGUAACAAGAGUUACAAGAUGUGCCCGCUGUGUGAUGAGGAAGUCGGGUGUCAGUACUGGUAUCUGUCUGACGUCUGUCUGUUCGUGAAAAUCGCGUACCUGUUUGAUCACCCGGGAACAGUCUUCUAUGCCAUCUUUAUGUCAUUUUGGGCUGUGACGUUCCUGGAAUACUGGAAGAGGAAAAACGCCAGUUUGGCUCAUCACUGGGAUGUUCUCGGUUUUGAAGAGGAAGGGGAGCGACCAAGGCCAGACUUCUGUGCCAGAGCCCCAGAGUUAAAGGAGAACCCUAUAACUGGAAUUAAGGAACCCUAUUUUUCCCCUAGGGACCGGCUUCCCAGGAUUCUGUCUGGCAUGGCUGCUAUUAUUAUUAUGGUGUUUGUGGUGAUAAUAUUUAUUAUGGCUGUGAUCAUGUAUCGGGUUCUCGUGAGUAUCCCGUUGUUUGAGAACAAGGCUCUACGGUCGAAGGCGUCCUUGAUUGCCAGCAUGACGUCCGCCGUCGUAAACUUGAUUAUCAUCAUGGCGCUCGGGCGGGUUUACGAAAAACUUGCUUUGAAGUUUACGCAGUGGGAGAUGCACCGGACCCAGACAGAGUUUGAGGACCAGCUGACUUUCAAAGUGUUUAUAUUUCAGUUUGUCAACUUCUAUUCUUCUAUCUUCUACGUAGCUUUUUUCAAAGGGAGGUUUGUUGGUUAUCCGGGACAUUAUGUGAGAUUUUUUGGUUUGAGAGCAGAAGAGUGCAAUAAUGGAGGCUGUCUAAUAGAGCUUGCUCAACAACUGGGGGUCAUCAUGAUUGGUAAACAGAUCAUCAGCAAUAUCCAAGAAAUGGUCAUUCCGAAGUUGAAGACAUACUGGCACCAGUUCAAUGUGAAGGUGAAAAAGAACUUGGUGCUGACGAGGUGGGAGGAUGACUAUCAGCUCAUAGAGAAUGAAGGAUUGUUCCAGGAGUACCUCGAAAUGAUUCUUCAGUUUGGAUUCAUCACUAUCUUCGUGGCUGCGUUUCCGCUCGCCCCUCUGUUUGCUCUGUUGAACAACUGGGUGGAGAUUCGCCUCGACGCCAACAAGUUUGUCAGUGAGACGCGCAGACCCGUGGCCGAGAGAGCGGAGGAUAUCGGAGUCUGGUUCCAGAUCCUCGACUGUCUCGCCCAGUUGGCCGUCAUCAGCAAUGCUUUCCUGAUAGCUUUUACAUCUGAAUUCCUUCCAAAAAUCCUGUAUCGAUACGAGUACAACUGGAGUUUACAUGGCUACACCAACUUCACACUGUCCUGGUCGCCCAAUGGGACUCUCACACAGCAGUGCAGGUAUAGAGAUUUCCGAGAUGAGCAGGGUCAUUAUACGUUGUUUUACUGGCGACUUUUAGCGCUGCGUCUAGGAUUCGUCAUUUUAUUUGAGCAUGUUGUGUUUGGAAUCUGUCGUCUGAUUGACAUACUGGUGCCGGAUGUACCCGAGGCAGUGCAGCUCAAGAUCAAGCGAGAACAUUACCUCGCCAAACAGGCACUGGCUGAUACAGACCAGAUAUUACAGAUGACUGUACGUGACGAUGAUGACGCUGAUGCUGAAGCCAUCACGUUGAAGGUUCCACUGGAGGCCGAUGAGCAGCCGUCUCAGUCCAAAGUCUAGUGGUGUUGUAGUUCAUUGAAUCCGUCGAGUAUUGAUCGAUUAAACCAUAUUAAUAGAGUACAAGUUUCAUGAUAGAGGACAGCCAAGAACAAUGCAGAAUUACUGACCAAUUAAAUGAAUAAAAUUACUACAUGUUUCAUGAUAAAAUAAAACCACAUACAAUACAUUUACUGACCAAUUAAUUGAAUACAAGUGUCAUGAUAGUCAGGUGUGGGAAUUCUCCUCGGAUCAGCUGUUUUCUUCUCAUGGAACAUUGCAUUUCCUCGAAUUUUAAUUGUCCUUUCCUCCAAAAUGUGUCAGAUGGCACAGAUUUUAACCUAGGAUAUCAAGAAUUUUCGGGACCUCUCUAGAUUUCCUCUUUUUUUUACAGUUCACCAAUUCCCAAUAGAGUACAACCACAUACAAUACAGAGUUACUGACCAAGUAAUUGAAUACAAGUUUUAUGAUAAAAUAAAACCACAUCCAAUACAGAGUUACUGACCAAUUAAUUGAAUACAGGUUUCAUGAUAGUGUACAACCACAUACAAUACAGAGUUACUGACCAAUUAAUUCAAUACAAGUUUCAUGAUAGUGUACAACCACAUACAAUACAGAGUUACUGACCAAUUAAUUCAAUACAAGUUUCAUGAUAAAAUAAAACCAUAUACAAUACAGAGUUACUGACCAAUUAAUUGAAUACAAGUUUCAUGAUAUAGUACAGCCACAUACAAUACAGAGUUAUUGAUCAAUUAAUUGAAUACAAGUUUCAUGAUAAAAUAAAACCACAUCCAAUAUAGAGUUACUGACCAAUUAAUUCAAUACAAGUUUCAUGAUCUAGUACAGCCACAUACAAUACAGAGUUAUUGAUCAAUUAAUUGAAUACAAAUUUCAUGACAGAGUACAACCACAUACAAUACAGAGUUACUGACCAAUUAAUUGAAUACAAGUUUCAUGACAGAGUACAACCACAUACAAUACAGAGUUACUGACCAACUAAUUGAAUACAAGUGUCAUGAUAAAGUACAGCCACAUACAAUACAGAGUUACUGACCAAUUAAUUGAAGAAAGGAAAUGUUUUAUUUAAUGACGCACUCAACACAUUUUAUUUACAGUUAUAUGACAUCAGAAACCAAUUAACUGAAUACAAGUUCGAUGAUAGAGUACAGCCAAGAACAAUACAGAGUUACUUCCCUUAUAAUUCUGUGGUUCUUGGUUUUCUAAAGAUACACCAAGAAGUUGAAUACUGUUGGAAAUGUAUAAACAUUUGAAUUGUUUUCCAACAAAAGACAUUUAAAUAUUUUAAUAUAGAUUUUAAGAAAUCACCACCAGCCUGUUUGGCAUUAAGUAGCACAUUUAAUAUCCCCAAAAGCACAAUGAAUAUUUUAAUUGAUUAUUAAUCAAUUAUUGACUAAUUUAACCAACCUUUUUAUUUCAUGAUGCACACAACACAUUUUAAUUACGGUUGUAUGGCUUCAGCAAACUGAUGAUAAGUUACAAAUGUUGAUCCAAUUCUCAACACUGAGAUUCAUGUGCAGUACACUGAUGAAUUUCAUCACUCUACAGAAUUUUGCUAAAUUCAUUAUUGGACAAAUUCUUGCAUAAACUGUGUCAAAUUGUUGUUAGUAAGUGAAUAGAUUCCAAGGUUUAUUGUCUGAAGAUAUUUAUAAAUAAGAUUUGUGAAUCAUCAUCUGUUGCCUUGUAGUUAGACCACAGUUGUGUUUGUUAUGUCACCAAUACCUUUGCUAAUACAGUAACAGUAACGAUGUGUUUGUUAUGUCGCCAAUGCUCUUGCUAAUACAGUAACAGUAACGAUGUGUUUGUUAUGUCACCAAUGCCCUUGCUAAUAGAGUAACAGUAAUGAUGUGUUUGUUAUGUCACCAAUGCCCUUGCUAAUACAGUAACAGUAACGAUGUGUUUGUUAUGUCACCAAUGCCCUUGCUAAUACAGUAACAGUAACGAUGUGUUUGUUAUGUCACCAAUGCUCUUGCUAAUACAGUAACAGUAAUGAUGUGUUUGUUAUGUCACCAAUGCCCUUGCUAAUACAGUAACAGUAACGAUGUGUUUGUUAUGUCACCAAUGCUCUUGCUAAUACAGUAACAGUAAAGUGUUUGCUUACAGUUUGAUCCUGUGCAAUAUUUACCUGUUUUUUUUCCAUUUGUAUCUUAAUCUUCAAACUACCUGAUUAAUUUUGACAAAAUAUGGUUUUUAAUGAUACGACUGUUAAAUAAUGAUAUAAAAUUAAUCGUAAAUUGAAAAUUGUUAGUUCAAUCAUACCUCUCAAAACCAGACCCUUAGUAAAGCAUAAAUCCCCCAAAUCCAUAUCUUUUUCAUGAUCCCUUUUUAAAUAUCACUAUAGAACAGAACCUGUCUAAACCAGACCCUUAGUAAAGCAUAAAUCCCCCAAAUCCAUAUCUUUUUCAUGAUCCCUUUUUAAAUAUCACUAUAGAACAGAACC